UUAGUUGAAUCCUCUUUCUCUUUUUUUGCUUCUAAAUUGUUGGAUAAGUUUUAUAUAUUUUGGGUUUUUCGCUAUUUAUUUGCGGAAUAUGGUCCUUAUUGAGUGAAUUUAUAGAAUUUUAUGGCAGAAAAUUGUUUAAAAUUAUGGAAUUUUCAAAGAGGCAUUGAGUUUUUGUUGUGUUUAUUUGGUGCAUAGGGUGCUUAUUUAUGGAAUUUGUUAAAUUUUACAAUAGAACAAAAAACUUGUUUUCUGAAUGAGUUCGAGCAUUUCUUCCUUGUUUCUUCCUGAUGUUAUUUUCAAAUUUUAAGUAAUGUUGCAGUGUUCACAUUUAUGUUUCAUUGUGAAGGUGAUUAUUUCCAGACAGCAUUGCAAUUGAAAGCUUGGCAUCAGUUCUUUCUAGUAAUGCAAAUUUCUGAAAAUUGGGACUUCUUCAUUUGGGAAUUUCUCAUAGACUACAAUAGAGUAUCAGACUUCCUUUCCUUGGUAUGAAUCACAGAACGACAAGACCCAUGUUAGAGCAUCUUCAGGUGCAGAAGCAAUUGAAUUGUGGCUCUAAUUUUCGAUAUUGUUUCAGUUGAAAUGGGUCUGCAUGAUCAAGGACAUGAGGUGCUUUAGUUGAUUUGAUAAUUUUGGUGCCCUUAUUGCUUUUCUUUGUUAUGGGCAUCUUUCUUAUGAGAUGAGAACAUUCUUUGAAUCAUUUCUUAUGUUAAGGGAUGGAAUGUCGACGGUAUUGCAAGGGUUGCAGAAUCGAGACGAAGAAACUGAUACUACUUAUUGGGGUCAUCACCACUAUUGGUGCAGUGCUUGAAUCCUUCGUAAUACCCUAUCCAGUUUCCAUUAUUCCUUUUAAUACUUUGAAUAGGCUUGAGGAUUCUUUGUCGCCUCAGGCAAGGUUUGAACAAUUCCCAUCUGUUUCAAUUGCUCCUGACAUAACUUCUGGGCCGACGUCAGACACAGUUCUCCCAAUUAAUUCUCUGAAUUCUUCUGAAUCUCUUGUAAUCGAGUUGGAAGAUUUACCCAAAGGGGGAGAUUCAGGGAUCUUAGGAUCACCAAACUCUCUGGAAUCACAGAUUCCAAAAACCCAAGUUCGAGAGAAGGUCAAUAGCUCAAGUAUAAGGUCAGGAGACUAUGCAAGAGGGAACGACUUCCCUAAGGUAGAAGAAUCAUGGAAAGGAGAGGCAACACAAAAUAGAGAUGUUGAAGAGAGGGUCGAUGGCCUAAGUGCAAAGUCAGAAGGCUUAUUAGAUGGGAAAGGGGAUGAUGAAGCGCUAGAACCAUCCGAUUCUUUAAAUGAAUUGGACCCAAAUAUUGAAAAGGUGGAUAAGCCAAUUAUCAAUAAUCCCCCAGAAAGGGAAGAUUCCGAGGAAUUGGAGUCAUUGGUUUCUCGCAAUAGAAUGAAAUCUAACCCUGGGACUAUAAAGGUGGUGGAGAGCCCAAAGAUAGUUACUGCACCAUCUCAAAUAGCUGCAGCUUCAAAUGGGUCUGCUUCAUCUCGUUCUAAGAGGCCACCACCAAUUUGGUCCUUGCCACCUGAGCAAGCCCUUGCUUAUGCCAAAAUAGAGAUCGAUAAUGCCCCGAUUGUGACGGAUGACCCAGAUCUCUACCCUCCAGUAUUUCGAAAUGUUUCAAGAUUCAAAAGGAGCUAUGAAUUGAUGGAAAGGAUACUUAAGGUUUACAUUUACCCGGAUGGACCAAGGCCCAUUUUCCAUAGACCUCCACUCAAAGGCAUUUAUGCUUCCGAAGGGUGGUUUAUGAAACUGAUGGAAGAAAGCAAGCAAUUUGUUGUGAGGGACCCUAACAAAGCACACCUAUUUUACUUACCCUACAGCUCGCGACAGCUUCAGCUCUCCUUGUAUGUGCCUGAUUCUCAUGACAUGAGGCCCCUGUCAUAUUUUUUGAGGGACUAUGUCAACAUGAUUGCAGCAAAAUAUCCUUUUUGGAAUCGAUCACAUGGCUCCGAUCACUUCCUUGUUGCUUGCCAUGACUGGGGACCAUACACCACAAAAGAGCACGAUGAACUUCGGCAAAACACUAUCAAAGCCCUAUGCAAUGCUGAUCUCUCAGAAGGGUUUUUUGUUCCAGGAAAAGAUGUCUCUCUCCCUGAAACAACAAUACGGACACCCAAGAGGCCUCUCAGACAAAUAGGGGGAAGACCUAUCUCUCAAAGACCAAUCCUUGCAUUUUUUGCAGGGUACAUGCAUGGUCGGGUUCGACCAAUUUUACUUAAAUAUUGGGGGGACAAAGAUGACGAUAUGAAGAUAUAUGGCCCACUCCCCAAUAAAAUUUCGACUAAAAUGACUUAUGUUCAGCACAUGAAAUCUAGCAAAUACUGCAUUUGUCCGAUGGGUUUUGAAGUCAAUAGCCCUCGAAUUGUUGAGUCCAUAUACUAUGAGUGUGUCCCCAUCAUAAUUGCGGACAAUUUUGUGCCACCUUUUGACGAUGUAUUGAACUGGAAAGCGUUUGCCGUCUUUGUUGCAGAGAAGGACAUACCCAACUUGAAAAAUAUCCUUUUGGCGAUCCCUUUGAGGCAAUACAUUUCCAUGCAAAACAAUGUGAAGAGGGUGCAGAGACAUUUUCUAUGGCAUAGCAAGCCAAUCAGAUUUGAUCUAUUUCACAUGAUUCUCCAUUCAAUAUGGUAUAAUAGAUUGAAUCAGAUAUCGUCAGGAUGAUUUCUUCUGUAAAUAAUCACGGGGAGGAAUUCUUUUAUGGGAAAUUGCUGAGAAUCAUUUCAAGGAUUCUCUAUUUUCCUUGAGGUGAGAGUAUGUAUUUGAGCAUCAUGUACAAAAUGAUGUGCUCAAAUAGGGCGGGAAUUUGUUGUAUUCAGGUAUUUGAGCAUCAUGUACAAAAUGAUGUGCUCAAAUAGGGCGGGAAUUUGUUGUAUUCAGGUAUGACUUUGGUGUAUAUGUAAUAUUUAUAAAAUUGUAAUUCAAUUGGUUUGUUUGUA
Molecule: messenger RNA, 2944 nt
Organism: Amborella trichopoda
Lineage: Eukaryota; Viridiplantae; Streptophyta; Magnoliopsida; Amborellales; Amborellaceae
Source: RefSeq, a predicted model, not a curated record